This is a messenger RNA of Rotaria socialis, 1044 nucleotides long. The record is from the annotation of a GenBank genome assembly. NCBI's taxonomy places the organism in Eukaryota, Metazoa, Rotifera, Eurotatoria, Philodinida, Philodinidae.
AUGCAAUCCUUGGCUAUCUAUGCACGCUUAUUUACACGUGCUCUUAGUGGUACAGAAACUGAAAAUUUCUUAUAUAAUAGUUUAUUACGUUUAUCAACAUCAGCAUCUGUUCAUAAUUCACAAACGUCAAAUCGUCCGGCUAUAUCAUCAUCGUCACCAACAAUAACACGUGCUGUACAUCUAGUCACUGCUACAUCAGGUUAUUCAGGUCAUGAUGAUGAUGAAGAUGAAAAAGAAAAUUUGAAAAAGAAAAAAAAUUCACCAAAAAUUCAACGAACAAAUCGAGCGAAUGGUUUCGGCGAUGAUGCAUUUUUCAUAGCUAAAAGUCGUGUAGGAGAUUUUCUUGGUGUUGCUGAUGGCGUCGGCGGGUGGCGCGAAUAUGGUGUUGAUCCAUCUUUAUUUUCAAGUUCUCUCAUGGCAGCAUGCAAAUCUCUGGUUGAUAAUAAACUUCUAGAUUUGAAUCCUUUAACAUUAAAAGAGCUACUCUCAAAAGGUUAUAAACAAUUAUUAGAAGAUAAACAAUGUAUUAUUGGCAGUAGUACCGCAUGCAUUGUUGCACUACAUCGAGAAAAAAGUAUUUUGCAUACAGCAAAUUUAGGUGAUAGUGGAUUUGUAGUUAUAAGAAAAAAUAUUAUUGUGCAUCGAUCACAAGAGCAACAACAUUAUUUUAACUCACCAUUCCAGUUAGCUAUUCAUCCAACAAUUAAAGAUCCGAAUUUAAUUGCUGAUAGUCCUGAUGCGGCGUCGGUGACGUCAUUCAAUGUUGAAGAAAAUGAUUUUAUUCUUAUUGCAACCGAUGGUGUAUGGGACAAUUUACCAGAUUCAACUGUAAUUGAAGAAGUAAAAAAGAUUAAAGAGCCAACAUUGGAUAAUAUACAACUUGCUGCACAUGCCUUAGCUAAACGUGCAUUGGACAAUGGGCAUGAUCCUAGUUUCUAUUCACCUUUUGCUAAAAGUGCUAGAAGAUCAUUAGGCAUCAAUAUUUGCGGUGGAAAACCUGAUGAUGUUACAGUAUUACUUGCUGCUGUAACAUCGACAGGUUAA